Messenger RNA from Rhinichthys klamathensis goyatoka, 1850 nucleotides. It is a transcript of the gene tbxas1, whose product is annotated as thromboxane A synthase 1 (platelet). The transcript is spliced from 14 exons. NCBI's taxonomy places the organism in Eukaryota, Metazoa, Chordata, Actinopteri, Cypriniformes, Leuciscidae. Gene Ontology annotation, molecular function: iron ion binding; steroid hydroxylase activity; oxidoreductase activity, acting on paired donors, with incorporation or reduction of molecular oxygen. The coding region runs from base 65 to 1723 and encodes 552 amino acids. The record is from RefSeq and is a predicted model, not a curated record.
GUGUCAUCGCAAGCGGUUGUUGGCAAACACAGGGAAGCCAGCGGUGAGAGUCACGGGUCUCAUCAUGCAGCCUUUAGUUGACAUUCUGAAAUGGUUUGGAGUCGAGGCGAGUGGACUCUCGGUGUCUGUGGGCCUUUUCUUGCUGUUCCUUGGACUCCUUUACUGGUAUUCCAUCGCCCCUUUCUCCACCUUGGAACGGUGUGGCAUCAAGCACCCAAAGCCCUUUCCGUUUUUUGGGAACCUCAUGAUGUUUCGAAAUGGUUUCUUAAAAGCACAAACUGACCUCAUAAACAAGUAUGGACGGAUUUGUGGUUAUUAUAUAGCCCGGCGGCCUAUAGUGAUCAUAGCAGACCCGGAUAUGCUGAGACAGGUGAUGGUGAAGGAAUUCAAUAAGUUCCCCAACAGAAUGGCGACCAGGGGCAUCACUAAACCCAUGAGCGACAGUCUGAUCAUGCUGAGGGACGAACAAUGGAAACGAGUGCGCAGCAUCCUCACACCGACCUUCAGUGCUGCCAAGAUGAAAGAGAUGGUUCCCCUCAUCAACACGGCCACAGAAACAUUACUGAGAAACCUGAAGAGCCACUCUGAGUCCGGUAACAGCUUCAACAUCCACAAGUGUUUCGGCUGCUUCACAAUGGAUGUAAUUGCCAGUGUUGCGUUUGGUACGCAGGUGGACUCUCAGAACAAUCCAGACGACCCCUUUGUGCACCAGGCCUCCAAAUUCUUCGCUUUUACCUUCUUCAGACCCAUCAUGAUAUUCAUUUUGGCAUUUCCAUUUCUCCUUCAGCCACUUGCUGCCCUACUUCCCAAUAAAUCGAGGGAUGAGAUGAACUCCUUUUUUAUCCAAUGUAUCCAAAAGAUGAUUAAACAGAGAGAUGAUCUUCACCCUGAACAGCGACGGCGAGACUUCCUGCAGAUGAUGCUGGACGUCAGAACCAGCAACAAGUAUUUGUCUUUGGAGCACUUUGACGUGGUCAACGACGCCGAUGAGCAGUCUUGCACCGAACAGGGGAUGGACAACGUACAAGAAGACGUUCCUGGAAACGAGUCCACCAAGCGCGUCCAGCAGAAGAGAAUGAUGACAGAGGACGAGAUUGUAGGUCAAGCCUUCAUCUUUCUGUUGGCCGGCUAUGAGACGAGCAGCAACACGCUAGCUUUCACGUGCUACCUGUUAGCGCUCUAUCCAGAGUGCCAGAAACAACUCCAAGAAGAAGUGGAUGAAUUCUUCAGCAAACACGAGACAGCAGAUUACACUAAUGUCCAGGAGCUGAAGUAUUUAGACUUGGUCAUAUGCGAGUCGCUCAGACUCUACCCACCUGCAUUCAGGUUUGCACGAGAUGUUCAGCAAGACUGUGUCGUGAAUGGCCAGCUUCUGCCUAAAGGAUCAUCUCUGGAAAUCCCUACAGGUUUCCUUCACUAUGACCCAGAGCACUGGACCGAACCUACGAAAUUCAUCCCGGAGAGGUUCACUCCAGAAGCCAAGGCCAGCCGGCACCCAUUUGUGUAUCUGCCAUUUGGAGCGGGGCCACGCAGCUGUGUGGGCAUGAGAUUGGCCCAGCUGGAGAUUAAAGUGGCUCUGGUUCACAUAUUUAGGAGGUUUAACGUUGUGGCCUGCGAGGACACUGAGGUUCCUCUGGAAUUAAAGUCGAACACCACCCUCGGACCCAAGAAUGGUAUUUUUGUCAAAAUCACCAAGAGGGAGAAUUUUGAGGAUGAGUCCUGAUACGGUUUCAGUUCUCAGCUGCACAGUCUGAUUCUAAUCAAAUUAUUUAGAAAUCAUAUUACUUAUUCUGGAGUCAUAUGACAAACAAAUCUGUAAUAAUUGUUUGAUUAAAACUGAUUUCAACACA